Molecule: messenger RNA, 1035 nt
Organism: Gregarina niphandrodes
Lineage: Eukaryota; Apicomplexa; Conoidasida; Eugregarinorida; Gregarinidae
Product: putative alpha/beta hydrolase family protein
Exons: 2
Coding region: 1-1035 (344 amino acids)
Biological process (GO): proteolysis
Cellular component (GO): membrane
Molecular function (GO): serine-type peptidase activity; palmitoyl-(protein) hydrolase activity
Source: RefSeq, a predicted model, not a curated record
AUGGGAUUGUUCUUUCGGUCGAUUGUGGUGCCGGUUGUUGUGAUCGGAAUAGCCAUACUGAUUGCCCUAUGUUUUUUCCAGUCCAAGCUCAUCUUUGUUCCACAACUCGACUCGGGAGAUAGAAGCCCGUAUUCUAAUCCUAAUGGGUGGAGACAUCCUGGUGAGAAAGGUAUACCAUACGAGGAUAUUCAGUUGGAUACAGAGGCUAAUGUAACGGUCCAUAUGUGGUUAAUGAAGCAGAAGGAUUCUCGAAAUGUACCUACCUUGAUCUUCUACCAUGGUAAUGCUGGUAACCUGGGUCAUAGACUACCAAAUUUGGAGCAGCUAUACAAGCGUAGUAAAUUAAAUGUUCUAGCAUGUUCCUAUAGAGGUUAUGGACUAAGUACUGGUAUACCUUCGGAGCUAGGUUUCUUUCAUGAUGCGGGAAGGGUAGUAGAAUACCUCAGGACUAGAGAUGACAUUGACUCUAACCGUCUGUAUGUGUUUGGACGUUCUUUGGGUGGAGCUGUAGCUAUUGAGACGGCCCGACGAAAUCCUGAGCACAUUCGAGGGCUUAUAAUUGAGAACACAUUCUGGGAUAUGCGUUCUAUGGCUGUCCUUCUAUUCAGGCCAUUGGUUGCUUUCGGAAAUCUUCUCAAUUUACUCCUACAACAUAAGUUUAUGUCUGGACAAGCCAUCAUGCAAGUAAAACAACCCAUUUUAUUCCUAUCUGGUGAUGAGGAUACAAUUGUACCUCCUAGUCAAAUGCUAGACUUAUACAAAACUGCAAGACAAUCAAAAUUCAGACACUUCGUCUCCAUUGCUGGAGGAUCUCACAAUGAGUGCUGGCUUCUAUACCCCACCAAAUACUAUGAGUCAAUCGACGACUUUAUUCGAGCUGUUGAAGGCAAUGAAGGAGAAGACAUGAAUAUCGUUCUCGGAACCAAGAAGAAAUCACCCACCGAAAUCACCAAGAAAGCGCCGGAAGACCAAGGUAAUUUCUUCUCUAGAAUUAUUGGACUGUUCACCAACGAAUACAACUCCAAAGAGUUGUGA